AUGCCAAAGAAACCGUUCAACUGGAGGAUGUGGACCAAGGUCGCCAUUGCUGGCGUUACCUUUGGUGUUGGUGGCCCAAUGCUCACGGCAUAUGUAACUCCGACCGAGGAAGAAAUCCGAAAGAGAUAUAACCCGGAUCUGCGCCGGAGAAGCGAGGAAAACCGAGCACAGCGGGAGCAAGAGUUUGACGACUUUGUGACUAAGUUGAAGGAAUAUUCCAAGUCGGAUAAGCCGAUCUGGGUAGUCGCAAAAGAGGCAAGGGAAAGAGAGGAUAGAGAGCGGGAAGAGAAGAGGAGGAAAGAUAUCAGAGACAGUGCCAAGGCUAAGGAGCAGGAGCUUGAGGCGAGACGGGAAGAAAUGAGAAAAGAAACUGGAUUGUCGAGAUGA
Clonostachys rhizophaga is the source of this 387-nucleotide messenger RNA. The record is from the annotation of a GenBank genome assembly. Lineage: Eukaryota; Fungi; Ascomycota; Sordariomycetes; Hypocreales; Bionectriaceae.